AGGAAAGAAAAGAAAAAGGCAAGUAAAGACCGGCCGCGGCGGCGGCAUUGAUCCUCACCUGCGGAAGGGAAGGAAGGAAGCCAAGACAGGGACGCAAGCUUAGCUGGAAAGUUGGGCCUUUUCCUCGGAAAGGGACGGGGCCGCGGCGAACCGGGGCGGCAAGAACGCCAGUGGCCAGUUCUUGGCAGGCGGAGAGAUAUUAUUAGACUGUUCCACCAACCCGCGCCGACGUUCGCCUAUAAGAAGACCGGAGGUGGGGGAGGAGGGAAGCUCCUUCUCUUUACAAGCACAAGUUCUCUACUUCUCUUCGGUUCUGUGUGCUCCGCUAGGUGAGUCAAACAAAUGGGGCUUGGGAAUGGAUCAUCGAGCGAUGUGCCAUUCGCGUCACACAAGGCGAUGCAAGAUGAGACCACUCCGCUUCUCCCGAUCAAAGCUGAGGAGGACGCAGUUCACGAGUUCAACGGAGCUUCUUUCUCUGGUGCAGUGUUCAAUCUGUCAACGACCAUAGUAGGGGCUGGGAUCAUGGCUCUGCCAGCGAGUAUCAAGAUGCUAGGCCUCAUCCCUGGUAUUCUGAUGAUUGUCCUUGUGGCAUUGCUCACUGAGGCAUCCAUUGACAUGCUGGUCAGGUGCAGCCACCAGGGCAAGAUAACAUCCUAUGGGUGGUUGAUGGGUGACACUUUUGGGCAGUGGGGGAGGAUUGCACUGCAGGUGUCUGUGGUGAUAAACAACAUUGGCGUGUUGAUUGUAUACAUGAUUAUAAUCGGGGAUGUCCUAUCAGGAACAUCAACAACUGGCGUUCAUCACAGUGGCAUCUUUGAGGGGUGGUUUGGACCUCAUGUAUGGAAUUCUCGCCCCGUUGUUCUCCUUGCCACAACUCUUCUUGUGUUUGCUCCAUUGGUGAGCUUCAAGCGUUUGGAUUCAUUGAGAUACACAUCUGCGCUAUCAGUUGCUCUUGCUGUGGUUUUUGUUGUCAUCACUGCUGGAGUUGCAAUUGUCAGACUCGUCGAAGGAACUGUGGAGAUCCCCAAACUAUUUCCUGAGAUAGAUGGAAUUAGUUCCGUCUGGAAAUUGUUCACAGCUGUCCCUGUUCUUGUUACUGCCUACAUCUGCCACUACAAUGUUCACAGCAUUGACAAUGAGCUGGAGGACAAAACUCAAAUUAAACCAAUUGUGCAAACUUCACUGGGACUCUGCUCAAGUGUUUACAUUGCAACAAGUUUCUUCGCAUAUCUCCUCUUUGGUGAGGCUACCCUGGCUGACGUGCUCGCCAAUUUUGACUCCGAUCUUCGCAUUCCAUUUAGCUCUGUGUUCAACGAUAUAGUGAGAGUGAGCUAUGUGGUCCAUAUCAUGCUCGUCUUUCCUAUAGUCUUCUUUGCCCUUAGGCUCAACUUGGAUGGGUUGCUCUUUCCCACCGCGAGGCACAUUUCUUGUGACAACAGAAGGUUCACCAUCAUCACAGUCUCACUCCUUGCUGUGAUUUAUGUUGCUGCCAUUUUCAUACCAAGCAUCUGGGAUGCGUUCCAAUUCACUGGCGCCACAGCUGCUGUGCUUAUUGGUUUCAUCUUUCCUGCCAUGAUUAUACUCAGGGACCCUUAUGGUGUUUCAACCAAUCGCGACAAAAUUUUGGCUGUAACCAUGAUUGUGCUUGCUGUGGUCUCAAACUCUGUAGCCCUGUACAGCGACACGCUUAAUAUCUUCUACAGGAAACAGGAGGCCUAGAAUCCAUACCCCAACGGAAAGAGAAGUUCUAUGUACAGUUAAGAGUGAUUGUUGAGCUCAAGUUACUACUACGCAGCAGAGCGAGGUGAUUUCAUGGCGGUCAAUAAUUUUUGUUUUGGUUGCUUUGAAAUGAUCCGGUUUGCCGCAUUUGUCUAUUUUGCUGAACAUAUGCCAUCUCUCAUCGUCUAGAUGAGAUGAGCCACUUGUGAUAUGAUCAGCCGUGCUCUGUGUCGAUGCCCCUGAAAGGAACAUUUUUGUUUCCUGUGGUUGUUGUUUAUUCAGUCAUCUUGUAAUGGAUGGCCUGAAAAAACCUGCUCAUAUAAAAUAAUGCAAUUACAACUUCAUUUUGUGUC
This is a messenger RNA of Panicum hallii, 2072 nucleotides long. RefSeq names its product amino acid transporter AVT6A-like. Gene Ontology annotation, molecular function: amino acid transmembrane transporter activity. NCBI's taxonomy places the organism in Eukaryota, Viridiplantae, Streptophyta, Magnoliopsida, Poales, Poaceae. The record is from RefSeq and is a predicted model, not a curated record. Gene Ontology annotation, biological process: amino acid transmembrane transport. The transcript has 6 exons. Bases 343 to 1719 code for a protein of 458 amino acids.